Messenger RNA from Scomber scombrus (Atlantic mackerel), 441 nucleotides. RefSeq names its product baculoviral IAP repeat containing 5b (gene birc5b). NCBI's taxonomy places the organism in Eukaryota, Metazoa, Chordata, Actinopteri, Scombriformes, Scombridae. The record is from RefSeq and is a predicted model, not a curated record. The coding region runs from base 1 to 441 and encodes 146 amino acids. The transcript has 4 exons.
AUGGCCAGCAUAGAUGCAUUAGCAACCAGGUUUUACUCAUUUGACAAAAUGUACAGUCAAGAUUUACGAGAGCAAACUUUUGCAGACUGGCCAUUUCGAGAGGAAUGUAACUGCACACCUGAAAAGAUGGCCAAGGCUGGGUUUGUCCACUGCCCCAGUGAGAAUGAACCUGAUGUUGCCUGCUGUUUCUUCUGUCUGAUUGAGCUUGAGGGCUGGGAGCCAGAUGAUGACCCCUGGUCUGAACACACAAAACGCUCACCUAACUGUGGAUUUGUAACCUUGAAGAAAGACUUCACAGAGCUAACUGUGGCUGAAUUCUAUCACAUGGAAAAAGAGAGGCUGAGGGUCUACGUUAGAAAGGUUUGUCAUAAGAAGAUGGCCUAUUUGCGAGAUAACAUAGACCAUACGCAUGAGAGCCUUAAAUCCUGGAAGGAAAUCUAA